GAUGAUCAAAAUAGCAUGUGGAAUUCAAAUGGUGAUGAAUACUUCACACUUAGAGAUUUGUGGGAUUGUUACGAAGAGUGGAGUGCAUAUGGUGUUGGUGCUCCCAUUUAUUUGAAAGAUGAUAAUGAGAGUGUUAUUCAAUAUUAUGCUCCUUAUUUAUCAGCAAUUCAAAUUUACACCGUCAAAUCAGCUUCCUCACUAAUAAGAAACUCAUCUUCUGGAGAUCAUGAUGUGGAUUUCGAGAUGGAAUCUUGGAGCGAUGCAAGUGAGAACAGCGAGAAGUUGUCGAGAACUAUAAGUAACAACUCCAUUUCUGCAGAUUCAUGUUUUGAGUUGGAUGCUUCAAGAGAUCGCCUUGGCUAUCUCUAUUUCCAGUAUUCUGAGACAUGCUCUCCUUUUUGGAGAAUUCCAUUUUCAGAUAAGAUCCUUGAAUUUACUCAGCACUAUCCUGGACUCGCGACGCUAAAGAGUACUGAAUUGUCUGCUGCAAGUUGGAUGGCUGUUGCUUGGUAUCCAAUCUACCAUGUUCCAAUGAAAGGAAUUACCAAAAAUGUUUCUGCAAGUUUUCUUACCUACCAUACAUUGUCAUCAACUUUCCAAGAUGUUGUAGAAGAGAAACCCGAUGGAGAAAGGAAGGGUGAAAGUGGAAUUCGUCUUAGUCCAUUCGGUUUAGCGGCAUACAAGAUGCAAAAUGAUGUAUGGAUAAACACUCAUACAGAAAAGGACUAUGAAAAACUAUGUGAUCUUCAAAAUGCUGCAGAUUCAUGGCUGAAGCAGCUUUCUUAUAGUCACCAUGACUUCAAUUUCUUCACCGUGCAUUCUAACAUGGAGCAUGGAGGUUACUCAUUAUGAACUCAUUCACAGCC
This is a messenger RNA of Solanum stenotomum, 866 nucleotides long. RefSeq lists its product as uncharacterized. The record is from RefSeq and is a predicted model, not a curated record. NCBI's taxonomy places the organism in Eukaryota, Viridiplantae, Streptophyta, Magnoliopsida, Solanales, Solanaceae. The transcript has 5 exons. The coding region runs from base 16 to 852 and encodes 278 amino acids.